CUCCGGGCUGCCCGUGGCGCGCCGGCGCCUGCGCAGUCACUUCCGAGCUCUCCGACUGGGAUGGCGGCCGUUUUGGAGUCGCUGCUGCGAGAGGAGGUGUCGGUCGCGGCCGCCGUGCGCUGGGUCGCGCGCAGCGCCCAGAGUUCCGAGGAUGAGCCCGCGCUGCGCUCGCUCCGGCCGCUGCGGAAGGAAUUCGUGCCGUUCCUGCUGAACUUCCUGAGGGAGCAGAGCAGCCGCGUCCUCCCGCAGGGCCCCCCCACGCCCGCCAAGGCCUCGGGCUCCUCGGCGGCGCUGCCCGGGAGGCCGGGGGCCGCGGCGCGGGGCGGCCGCGGGGCGCGCAGCCAGCUCUUCCCCCCGGCCGAGCCCGCGAGCGCCGCCGACGCCUCCCCGGCCCCCCCGGCCCGGCGCGGGGGCAGGAGGCGGGGCCCGGGGCCGGCGCGCGAGCGAGGAGGCCGCGGCCCGGGGGGCGCGGAGGAGGGAGCCGGCGGGGAGAGCGCGGCCGCGGCCGGGGGCCGGAGGUCUCGGGGCGCCGGCAGCCCCGGCAGCCCCGGCCCGCCCAACCUCGGCAACCUGGAGGAGUUCCCUCCCGUAGGCUCGGUGCCCCCCGGCCCCGCAGGGACGAAGCCUUCGCGCAGGAUCAACCCAACUCCGGUGAGCGAAGAGCGGUCACUCUCCAAACCCAAGACCUGCUUCACCUCACCCCCCAUCAGCUGUGUCCCCAGUUCCCAACCCUCAGCCCUGGACACUAGCCCGUGGGGCCAUGGCCUCCCCCCCGGGUGCGGAAGUCUGCAAGAGGAGCGGGAGAUGCUCAGGAAGGAGCGCGCUAAGCAGCUGCCGCAGUCACCCACCCCCGCCUGUCCCACUCCAGCGUCAGGGUCUCCCCUGCCUGACCGGACGGGACACCUGGCCGCCGAGCCUGCCGACCCAGCCAGGGUGUCUUCCCGCCAGCGCCAGCGCCUGCGCCUGGUGGCCCUGGUCUACUCGGCCGUCAUGGCGGAGAACCUGGUCCCAAACCUCUUCUUGGAGCUUUAUUUCGUCCUUCAGCUCCUUACUGCCCGGAGGAUGGUGGCCACCGGGGACAGCCAUCCCGACCCCGGUCCCGGCGCCCCAGACUCCGUGGGGAGCCCGCUGUUCCGGAACGUCCACGACUGCGUCUUCUUUGCUGUGCAGGUUUUAGAGCGUCAGCUUCAAGUCCUUUCCUACCUGGACAAAGGGACCUUGAAGCUGUUGGCUGAGAACGAGCGGCUGCUGUGCUUCUCACCUGCCCUACAGAGCCGUCUCCGAGCCGCCUACGAGGGCAGUGUUGCCAAGGUGUCUCUGGCGAUGCCCCAUUCUGCUCAAGCUGUCUCCUUUCAGCCAGAAACCGACAACCGUGCCAACUUCUCCAGCGACCGCGCCUUCCAUACUUUUAAAAAACAAAGGGAUGUUUUUUAUGAGGUGCUUCGCGAGUGGGAAGAUCACCACGAGGAGCCAGGCUGGGAUUUUGAGAAGGGCUUAGGCAGCCGCAUCAGAGCCAUGAUGGGCCAACUCUCUGCAGCCUGCAGCCACAGCCACUUUGUUCGACUUUUCCAGAAACAGCUUCUCCAGAUGUGCCAGGAUCCAGGGGGGGCUGCGGGCGUGGUCCUGGGCGAGGCCCCGGAUGUGUUAAGCAUGCUUGGCGCCGACAAGCUGGGGCGGUUGCGGCGCCUCCAGGAACGGCUCCUGGCUCCUCAGAGCAGUGGGGGGCCCUGCCCACCCCCUACCUUCCCAGGAUGUCAGGGCUUCUUCAGGGACUUCAUCCUGAGUGCCAGCAGCUUCCAGUUUAACCAGCACCUCAUGGAUAGUCUGAGCUUGAAGAUCCAGGAGCUCAACGGCCUCACCCUGCCCCAGCCAGAGCCCAGCGAGGACGAGGGGGAGUCGGAUGUGGACUGGCAGGUCAGGCAGAAUGGGGGUGAGCGGAGGCAGUUUGCGGUGGUGAUGCUCAGCCUAAGGCUUCUGGCUAAAUUCCUGGGGUUUGUGGCCUUCCUGCCAUACCGGGGACCUGAGCCACCCCCGACUCGUGAGCUUCAGGACUCGAUUCUGGCCCUGAGGAGCCAGGUGCCGCCAGUCCUGGACGUGCGGGCCCUGCUGCAGCAGGGACUGCAGGCGCGCCGGGCGGUGCUCACGGUGCCCUGGCUGGUGGAGUUCCUCUCCCUGGCUGACCACAUCGUCCCGCUGCUGGACUACUACCGCAGCAUCUUCGGUCUCCUGCUGCACCUGCACCGGAGCUUGGUCUUAUCAGAGGAGAGUGAAGGGGGCAUGUGCUUCCUCAACAAGCUGCUGCUGCUGGCUGUGCUGGGCUGGCUUUUCCAGAUCCCCACGGUCCCUGAGGACUUGUUCUUUCUGGAGGAGGGUCAGGCGGAUGGGUUGGAAGUGGACAUAGAAGCCUCUGGUCGUGGCUUGGACAGCGUGCCCGUGGUGGAUCAGCACCUGCUCUACACCUGCUGCCCCUACAUCGGAGAACUCCGGAAACUGCUCGCUUCCUGGGUGUCGGGCAGCAGUGGGAGGAGUGGGGGCUUCGUGAGGAAGAUCACCCCCACCACCACCACCGGCCUGGGGGCCCGGCUUCCCCAGACCAUCCAGGGGCUGCAGGCCCAGCUCGCUCAGGCCUUCUUCCACAACCAGCCUCCUUCCCUGCGCAGGACCGUGGAGUUUGUGGCAGAGCGCAUUGGCUCGAAUUGUGUCAAACACAUUAAGGCCACGUUGGUGGCGGAUCUGGUGUGCCAAGCAGAGUCACUUCUUCAGGAGCAACUAGUGUCGCCGGGACAGAAAGAGGGAGACCCGGCCCAGCUGUUGGAGAGCUUGUGUUCCCAGCUGUGCCCCCACGGGGCCCAGGCACUGAGCCAGGCACGAGAGUUCUGCCAGAAAAAGAGCCCUGGGGCUGUGCGCGCGCUGCUGCCUGAGGAGACCCCUGCAGCCGUUCUGAGCAGCGCGGAGAACAUUGCUGUGGGGCUUGCAACAGAGAAAGCCUGCACCUGGCUGUCGGCCAACAUCACAGCGCUGAUCAGGAGAGAGGUGAAGGCGGCGGUGAGCCGCGCACUCCGAGUCCAGGGUCCAGAGCCGGCUGCCCGGGGGGAGCGGAGGGGCUGCUCCCGUGCCUCUUCCCUAGCUGUGUGUGCUGCCAUCUCCCCUCUGCCUCAGCCCCAACCUCAGCCCCAGCAUGAUAGCUCCUCCCUCUGCUCCUGCCCACACCAGGAUGUGCUCGCUCUGGCUGCUGGGCCUCGAGACCCUGAGGAGGGUGUUUCCCCAGAGCACGUGGAGCAGCUCCUGGGCCAGUUGAGCCAGAUGCUGCAGUGCCGCCAGUACCUAUGUCCACCUGCCGAGCAGCACCUGGCGAAGUGUUCUGUGGAGUUAGCCUCCCUCCUUGUGGCCGAUCAAGUCCCUGUCCUGGGGCCCCCGGCACAGCAUCAGCUGGAGCGCGGACAGGCCAGGAGGUUCCUGAACAUGCUGCUGUCCUUGUGGAAGGACGACUUCCAGGUGCCCGUGCCACUCCAGCUGCUGCUGAGCCCGAGAAACAUGGGGCUCCUGGCAGCCACUCGGCCAAGGCAGUGGGAUCUGCUGCUGUUCUUGCUCCGGGAGCUGGUAGAGCAAGGCCUGAUGGGACGAGCGCAGAUAGAGGCCUGCCUCGGCAGCCUCCGGGAGGCCCAGUGGCCAGAGGACAUCUCUAAAGAACUGGCAACUCUGUUCAGCCUGUUUUUAGCUGAGCCUCACAUCCCAGAACCCCAGCUACGAGCUCGUGAGCUGGUACAGCCCAACCGGGGGACUGUGCUGGCCCAGAGCUAGGACUACACGAUGGCCCUGCCGGGGGCCUCUCACCACAACCCUGGAAGCCCUCCUCAUGUCUCAGGAGGCGGCUCCGGAGCCACCCCAAGUGCCACUGCUGACCCUUGGCCGGAGCAAGAGCAGCUAAGCCUGCAGCCAGGCUCCUUGCUCACGUGUGAAGAAGCGCGUGGCCAGCUGGUCCCUGCUGAUUGGAGGCUGGCCAGGAGUCCUAGAGGAAGGAGGGGCCGACUGGCUCAGGAGUAUGGCUGAAACGCCUGGACUCCAGCCCUGGAGCAGAAGAGUCGGCCAUUACCACUUGGAUGCUAAACGAUUGACGUUUGGGCUUAGAGCCCCACUUGCUGCUAGCCCCUAGCAUUUCUUAAAAUGUGGUGGUUCAGGAAAUCAUGUCAGAGGCAAAAAUUUUUCUGCUUAACUUGUAACCAAGUUAAAGGAUAACUUUUGGGAGUCUUCAUCUUCUACCACUGGGAGCUGUACUGCCACCUCCUUUUAAGAGCACGACAGAUAUGGAGCUCACCUGACAGAAAUCUGCUGCUCUGUACGUCCCCUGCCUCCAGCCCUAUGCAGGUCUGAUUCUCAGAGCAGCUCCUGAGGGAAGGCCAGGUGUGGGAAGGACAGGAGAGCUUUUUAAAAUAAACUUCUUUACUGGGG
Erinaceus europaeus (western European hedgehog) is the source of this 4449-nucleotide messenger RNA. It is a transcript of the gene CDAN1, whose product is annotated as codanin 1. The record is from RefSeq and is a predicted model, not a curated record. The transcript is spliced from 28 exons. Gene Ontology annotation, cellular component: nucleus. Lineage: Eukaryota; Metazoa; Chordata; Mammalia; Eulipotyphla; Erinaceidae. Bases 61 to 3801 code for a protein of 1246 amino acids. Gene Ontology annotation, biological process: chromatin organization.